AUGGUUGAAGAGAAGAAACAGGAGGAAAUUGAUAAAAAGGAGAGGAAGAGACGAGAUAAGGUUUUUGGGAUUACGGUAAGCAAUUUUUGAUUAUGGAUUCUGGCACAGAAAAACUCAAAUUUCUAUAUGGAUUUGAAGAUAUUGCAGUUUCAGCUCUGCUUUCUAAAAAUAUCUCAUUUUGAAAUUGAGAACUUUUUGACGCAAAAACUUCCUGAAAAGUAAAUUUCAUAAAAUUCCACAUGGAAAUGCUUUCUGAAACAUCUCCAGUCUUUUUUCCCCAAAAAUGUCAAAUCCAUAUUAAAUUCCCAAUUUUUUUCCAAAGUUUUUAUGCGGAAUGUAUAUUUAUUUUCGAGUUUUGACGUAUCUUAACACAUUCAUGAGGUUUAUUCUUUCAAUAAUCAAAUCAUUCGGCUGAAAAAUUAUCUAGUUGUUUUUGCAUUCACAUUUUUGAAAAAAAAAGUAGAUUUUCAGAAAUGAAAUAAUUAGAUUUUUAUUUCUUACGUUCAAACGUGACCCAUUUUUUAUCUUUCGAAAAAAUCUGAAAUUAAUUUAUUUCUUAUUUUCAUCAAUUCGAAAUUCUCGAUUUUUCUAAAAUGCCAAUCAAAAGAUCAAUUCUGUGAGUUUCAAUAUCGUAAUUUUCACGAUAAAAACUAUUAAUUCUUCGAUUUCUUGAGCAUUUUCUGCGUACACUUGUCCCUUUAUCGCCUCGUGAUUUUUAUCGAAAAAAUCAAUAAUCUGGCGCCAUUUUUCCUCGCAAUUUCAUUUUCAAUUUCGAAUUCUUAUCUUUUUUUCUUCAAAAUUCUUGCAUGUUUACCCCCCGACCUUUUUUGUAGAUAAUUUUUGCCCAAAAAAUCCGUUUUUCUUUUAAAAAAAACGAUGUAAACACACAUUUUUUGCGCAGCAAACAUCAAUUUUGUUCGUUCUCUUUUGUUUCGUUGAUCUUUUUUCGCUAUUCUCUUCAAUUUUUUCUUCUGUCACAGACCACGAAUUUGCCGCAACUCUGUUUUUUCAUCUGCGUCUCUCCAUCUGAUUUUCUCGCCGGGUCAAAAUUUCCCUUCUUUUUUUUCCAACUUUUUUCUCUAUUUCCUAUUUGUCAUCAUUUUUUCCUGAGCCAGGUUUUUUCCAGAAAAAAAAAACAAUUUUUCUCACGGCUGCUAUGGAGAUUUUUUUUAUUGAUUUGUUGCAAUUUUAUUUUCGAUAACCUUGAAUUAAAUUUUUAAGUGUUUUUUGUUUAGAGAAACAAAAAUAAAUUAGUAAAAAUCUUUGGCCAAGUUUCAUUUAAUAUUGUUUUUCUCCGCGUCUCUCGAUUUCUAGUUUUUUUUGCUCGUUGCCCUUUUCUUAUCAGGACAAGUAUGGUUUUUUGGCAAAAUGCUUAUCGUUUUGUAAAUAAAUUUCUGGGUUUCUCGAUUUUCAAUGAUCUCUAAUUCUUGAGUUGGAAUUUCUCCGCGUCUCGGGUUCCCCACAAUCUCUAACUUUCUGAUUUUCUGAUUGAGUGAGUUUUAUCAACGCAAAUGCAAUUUUCUGCGUCUCUGCCUCUAAAUUAUCUUUGGUCGUCUAGAUAUUCAAAAUAGAAGUGCAGUAGAGCAACUUUGAAAAUUUCGAGAAAAAACUGUAUGCUAUCUUCCCGUGUUCUUUUUUCUCUCCACUUAUCUUUAUCUACCGUUUUCCUGUUUUUUUGGAUGAUGCAAAUUGUCUGUUUUACUAAUGAGAAAAGUGCAAACACGCUCCAAUCACAAUUUCUCGUUUUCUCUGCGUCUCUCUCUCACCUUCUUCCAUUUCCACGUUUUGAUCUAUGAAAAAGAGCUUAUCAAAUGUUGGAAAAAAGCCUUUCAUACAAAUAGAUAACUUUUUUAAAAUUCUCCCAUAUAAACCGUUUUUUUUUUCGCGGCAACACAAUUAAUUUUUCUGACAAAAGUCACGUUCGUUAUCGAAAGACCGUAUUGAUGUAUGAUGUCACGGAUAGCUAUUUUCUUCUUCUUUUUUUCUCUCUUUUUUUCUUUUCUCUGUAGUACUUUUGUAGAAUGACAGACACACAUUGAGAAAAUAGUCUUUCACAAUUGUUCGUUCUUCUUCUUCAAAAAACAUAUAUUUGUUUUUGAUCAGACUAGACUCUAGUUUUAUUUUUCAGUCAAUCCUCAUCUGGCUCGUCGUUUCUUCGCCAUUCGUCACCCAACCAGAAUUUCGACAUUUUUUGGCGGAACGAGCGAUUUUUGAGCGAAGUGUUGAUCGGAUUGCGGAAAUUACGGAAAGAGGUAUAUUUUUUUGGAUUUUGAAAAUUUUAUGAGUUUGGAUGAAGAACAGUAUUUGUGACAAUAAAUUAAAUAUUGCUUAAAUAUUUUCAUAAGUUAUUUUUUUUCCGAAGAGUUCAAAAAUUUUUUAAAUUUCAGUUCUCAGACUUUCUUGAAAAUUUUAAGAUAUUUUUUGUAAUUUGAGAAGUGUUCAUGCUGCUCAUUUUUUUCGAACAAAAACAAUGUUUCUAUAUUAUCUCAUUGAACUUUUCAAAGGUUCUUGUGUUUUAGCCAAGUUAGGGAUUUUUUAUAAGCCUAAAUCUAGGCCUAACUCAGAACAGAAUGUAGUCAUCAAACCCCUAAAUUUGAGCCUCGAAAAUUUUUAGUUUCUCUGAAAUUCCAAAAAAUCACGUUAUCAUCAUCCAACUAUACGAAUUUUCGAAAAAACCAAUUAAUAGUGCAAAUUUAUUUUCAUCCAACCUGCGCAAAAUAAAAAAAAUAAUUACUCAUGUAUCACAUGCACUUUUAAUUAUCACCUUCCAACUCACGAAAAACAGGAAUCCUUUGGGAAUAUGAUUUUUUGCAGCACACAAAAUGUUCUCGCAAUCAAAUAAUCAGGAAGGAUAUUCGGAUUAUCAACAAAAUCCAAAUCAAUAUUCAAAUGAUCCCAAAAUGACGCCAGGUUUCUAUCGUCCAAUGGGAAUUCGUUGGAGAGAUGAUCAAAGUUUGAUGCAAGUUCAAACUAUGCCAAUUUUAACUGAACACAGAUCAGCCUCGCCAUUUGGAACAAGAAGAUCAAAUUCACCAUCAAGACCAACCACUUCGAAUCGUUUUGAUACAUAUUCAUAUGAUUCGCCAUCUUUGGAAGAUGCUGAUUUGAUUGAUGUUUUAUGGAGAAGUGAUAUUGCGAUUGAAAAAGGUGUUAGACAAGUUGCACCGGCUGAACAAUAUGAAAGAGAUUUGCAAAUGUUGACUGAGAAAUCAACUAUUACUGUAGGUUUUUUUUCAAAAGUUGGAUUUUGGGGUUUAAAAAUGAUAUGGGUUAUUGAAAAAAUUAUCCAUUCAACAAAAAAUCAAGGCAUAGGCAAUUCGCACACAAAAAAUUGUGGCAACAUUUCUCUACAUCCAUAAUCGAACCAAGUUCCUCGUUGUUCUUGAUGAAAAGCCAUAUAAACACAAUCGACCAAUGGCUCAUUUGGUUGAGUCGAAUCCCAAUUCAAAUAAUCAGCUUGUGUUCCAUCGGACCAUUUGUAGACUUGAUUUGUGUCAUUUAGCUUAUUCAAACCAAUCCAAAUGUUGUUUUCUGUAAAUGAAAUUCGAAAAUUGCGAUGAAGAAAUUGGCCAAAGUUCGAAACAAUUUUGUUCGAAAUUGGGCUAAUUUUUUGAAAAGCGGGAUUAUAGAAAUUCAACGAUCAAAAUGAGUCUCUAAACAACCCAAUAUUUUUAAAAUUAAAAACCGUUCCAAACAAAAAUUUGGUCCUUUUUUCCCUGUGUCAAAUUUUUUUUAAUACCAACUUUUUCGCAAUUUGUGAAUAAAUAGAUUUUCUGAUUCAUCCUUGAUACUCGCCAAAUGUCCUCCCAUACUUCUACAAAAGUUUUCUGCUGGAAUCCACAUCAAAUCAACUUCGAACAGUUUGUACCAAUGGUCUUCAUACAUUUGCCAACCCUGCAAAAAUGUUUCCUUUCUUGAUUUCUUGGAUUUGUGGUGAAUCAUAAAUGUACUUUUCCAUCAUUGGAUGAUUUUACGAAAUGCCGAAGGAUGAUUUUCAAUUAGGAUGUUUUGAACUAUUGGAAAGUGCAUGUGAUACUCUCGUCAGAAGCUCAACCAAUUACUAAAAUUAGGAGUUAUGAGUAGUCAAAAUCACGAGACCUCUCCAGAGACAAUCUAUACUUUUUUCAAAGUUCUCACGUAAUCUUUCAUCGGACAAAGAACUCCACAAAAAGCACAUUGUAUUUUUAUCAGUUUUUAUUCGGAAAAAUGAUGCUAUCUUUUCGUGUAUUGAACUAUUGGUAAAGGAAAAGUCGUAAAGUCUGAUGGAGAAAAAAUGAGGAAAAAUAAUAUUGAGUCAUUUUUGGGUCAACGCCUUUUGAUAAAAAAAAAGUAACAUGCGUCAGAAAAGGAUUAUACACAGUGAAAUAGAUUCAGAGAUUGGACUGUUUUAAUGGCUACGAUGGGACUGAAAAAAGGAUUGGAGCUAGAAUCGGGAUAUCGGAAAUCUUCUAAACUUCUGUAAAACUUGGGGGAGAAUCGCGGAAUUUUAUCUCUGAUUUUCUAUAGAUGAUUUUCUUUUUUGAUUUUGAACUCGCCCAUAUAUCAAACGGUUAUCCUAAGAUUGAUCUUCGAUGACUCGACGAAUGAUUUUUCAUUCGACCAUCAAGUCUUCUUAUUUUUCCUAUAAACUCGGUCUUAGUUUGAGCCUUAACCUUUUCAAGCCUACAAUUGGAAUGUUCUCAUCGUUUAGUGAUUUAUUUUGUUUCAUCCCAAUCGAAAAAAUCAGUGUCAUUUCAUUUCAUUUUAUCAUUUUCGCCUAUAUUCCCACUUUCUACCAACCAACUUUGUCUAACUUACACUUUGUUGCAAUGCUAAUACUGUCAAUAAUCGAACAUUCAUAUCGAGAUUUAUUGCGCGAGUUCCUGCGAUUGAAACUGGCACAUCUUUGAGAGGCGAUGGUAUCACUACUGAAUAGAUUCUUGAAAUCAACAGUAAAAAUGUUAGAAACAGUUUCAUGAUUUGUUUAGAAACAACUAAUUUUGUCGAAAGGGCGCCAAACUUUAUAGGGAAAGUAUCAGAUUUCGGAAAAAAUUAUAAACAAUUUAUAUUUUCCAGGGUUUGACAGCUGAAGAGCAUCAAAGAUAUGAAGAUUUGUCGAAAGGAAUGUUUCAAGAUUUUUAUCCAAGUUUUGCAUCUUCACAAAAUAACAACAAUAAUUAUCAAAAUACCCACAAUAAUAAUUUGCAAAUGAAAACAUUGGAAAAUCGAGUUGCACCAAUUCCAAGCGAUGAAGAUUUGGCUGCAUUAUUGGAAGAUGUUUCAAAAGAAGAAUCACAAUUGAAUUUGGUAUUUGAUCAACAAAAUAUUGUGCAGACACAACAAUCACAGCAGCCAAUUUUGCAAAAUGUUUCAUUGAGCGAGGGAAUUGUUUAUUCGCAAAACAAUUGUGAGUUGGAUUUUUAAAAAGAUAUCUGAAACAUUUCCGAAAUUGUAAACUAAAAUUUCAAAGCCCCCAAAUAUUCUUUCAACCAAAUUAAUAGAUUCAAAAAUUUUCCUAAGACCUGAGAAUCAUAAAGUUAAUUUCCACUAAUGAGAUCUGUCACUUGUGAAUAGUUACAUUAUUAGAAUCUUUUCUCGAAACAUCAUUUUUGUGCUACAAUUUGCCCUCUUCUAUCUUCCCACCCUCAUAAGCCUCAUAAUAAUCAUCGCCCAAAGGUCUUCCCACUUUUCUCCUUUUUUAAAAACAGCACGUUUCGUUCAUUUUCCUGAUUCCUGAUAUACGAUUUAUCAGUUACGAAAAUGCACAGUUUCUCCGACUGAACGAUAAAACUUUUUUCGUUCGAACGUCACUUUUUUUGUCAUCAUCAAAAAUCUUAUCUUUUUUUGGGUUUUCCCCUUUUUUAUUUUCCUGUUUACAGUAACCGAAAUGAGCAUGUUACGAAGUGAUGAAUUGGCACCAACUGCUUCCAAUGAAGAUUUGCAAGCUGAGACGUUUUUCAAUUCGACUGAUUCGAAUACAAUGCAACAAUAUUUGAUGCCGGCUGAAGCUGAACCUGUUGAUGGUAUGUUUCAAGAUUUGAAUAGUUUUUUAAUUGUCCGAUUCAAACAGCCGAAAAAUUAGAUCAUCUUGGUCCCAUUCAAAAUCCAAAAACGCCCGCCAUUUUUUGCCUAAAAGUUAGCUGACCUCGAGAUCAAACCUAUAAUUAUCGCUUUAUCCGAGCUCCGCCCAUUUCAGCUCUAAAUUUUAAUUAGCUCCGCCCAUUUUUCGCGCACCUGACACAUCUCCUCAAGGGAUUUUGUUGCUAUAAAAGGAGUUGUACUAUAGUGAAAAGUACACACACUUCUAAGCUUGAGCUUCUCUCGCCAACUCCAACUUGAAUCUUCAAAAAUGAACUAUUUCAACACUCCCUAUGAUUUUUCGGCGGCUUUUGCCAACUUCCACCAACUGGAUUUUUCAGUCUUCCCACCAUCGCAAUUCUCCUAUAUUCCAAUGAUCAACGACACUGCGCACGAACAAGUUUCGAAUGGAAAUGUUGAUUUUGAUCAUAGAUAUUCGAGAAUUCCACCAACCGCAACAGCAACAGCACCAACAAGACCAGCUAAUCAUGAUCAACUUGGAGCUGCGAUUUCAAGUGCAUUGGGUGGAGCUGCAAGAAAUGGAACAACACUUUCAAGUCCACUUUUUGAUCCAUAUCAUUCGAUGAGACAAUCGUUUUCUGAUGUGUAAGUUUUUUUUUAAAAUUAACCAAGGUCCCAGAAAAAUAGGCAAAAAACAAGAGAUAUCAAUAUUAUUUCUAGAAAUCUUCUUGAUCUACCCAAAAAUAUUCUAGUUUUGACUAUUCCAUUUGUAAUUCGUGACUAAACUAGACAGAAAUAUCAUCCAUGUUUUUCUUCCUCCUAAUGUCAUCAUUUAUUUCGAAAUCGUUUUCAUUUUAAUUUUCACAUCUACUUAGAUAUUGUCAGUCCGAUAUUUUUCAGCCACUUGGAAGAGAAAAGCCGACGGCCUAGAAAACCAAAUUUUUUCUCUUUCAAUACAAAAUAUCAGAGCGCUCUCGAGCAGCCGCAAAGUCUACUGUAUUUUGGUUUUCUCUUCCACGGCUCUUUUAUUUUCGGAUUGACAAUACCUUUUUUUCCUAUUUUUCGGCUCUGUUUUGAAAAUGGACAACCAAAGUCCUAUGGAAUUUAUUAAGCGAAUUGUUGAGAAUUUUUGUAAAGUUGAAGAGAAGAAAACAUGGUAGGCCCUAUCAUAAAAUCAUUCGACUGAAAUCAAAUAAACUAUUGAUUUUUGCAGUGAUACGUCAUCGACUUGUUCAAGAUUGUCAUCGGAAUCACCAAGAUAUAAUAGAGAGGAAGGAACGAGUCAAGGAAUUCCAGCUAGCAGGUAAGAAAUAGAGUUAUGACGUGGCAAAUUGACACUUUGCUGGAAUUACGAAAUUAGCCAACAAAUCAAUUGAUUUUUCAGAUUCUAUGGAAAAUUGAUUCCAAAUGAUUUCACUUUCGGUCGUCAAACUUCGCCAAUUCGGAAAAUCUCACGUGUCAUUCCAUUGACUGGACAACAACAAAGAAAACGUGGAAGACAAUCAAAAGAUGAACAACUUGCAACUGAAAUGGCACUUCCAGUCACUGCUCAUCAAAUAAGCGAAAUGAGCCUUUCCGAAUUGCAACAAGUACUCAAAAUCGACACAUUGUCCGAAGGUCAAAAACAAUUGAUCCGCAAAAUUCGUCGCCGCGGAAAGAACAAGGUUGCCGCGCGGACUUGCCGUCAAAGAAGAACUGAUCGACAUGGAAGAGCCAUUGAUAUGAAUUAUAUUUAA
Messenger RNA from Caenorhabditis angaria, 7754 nucleotides. The record is from the annotation of a GenBank genome assembly. NCBI's taxonomy places the organism in Eukaryota, Metazoa, Nematoda, Chromadorea, Rhabditida, Rhabditidae.